AAAAUGUGAUAAUCUGAAACAUUUAAGUGUGACAAAAAUGCAAAAACAAAAACAAAAAAAAUCUGUAAGAAGGUAAAUACUUUUUCAUAUUUAAAAUGCAAAGAACACAAAAUAAAGUUAUCUUGAGCUUCGCAGAUGGAGCUCCUACCUCGGCCAACUCUGUUUGACUUUCAUGGAAUCUCCAUGAUCAAACACUUCACCGACAACUGGGACAACAUUCAGAGCUUCGAGGCAAGGCCAGAUGAUAUUCUAAUAGCUACUUACCCUAAAGCAGGAACCACAUGGGUUUCUUACAUCCUGGAUCUUCUCUACUUUGGGGACACAAUUUCAGACUGUCGUUCUUCUGUUCCUCUGCAUGAGAGAGUGCCUUUCCUGGAGAUCAGUGUACCUUCUCGAGCUACAGGUAAAGAUUUGGCAGACCAGCUCCCUACUGCUCCUCGUCUCAUUAAAACCCACCUACCAGUUCAGCUUGUGCCAAAGUCAUUCUGGGAGCAACGCAGCAGGAUUAUAUAUGUGGCGCGUAAUGCAAAGGACAGUGCAGUUUCCUAUUUCCAUUUUGGACGCAUGAACCAUGUCUUGCCAGAACCAGAAGACUGGAGCUGCUUUCUUCAGAACUUUAUGCAGGGAAAGGUGGUGUUUGGAUCGUGGUAUCAGCAUGUGACCGCCUGGUGGGAAAAGAAGCAGACUUAUUCUAAUCUUCACUACAUGUUCUAUGAGGAUUUAAUUGAGGACUCUGGACAAGAAAUCAACAGACUUUGUUCAUUCCUUGGCUUGUCCCCAACAGCUGAACAGAAGGAACAUGUCAGAGAUAAAGCGAAGUUUGACAAUAUGAAACAAAACAAAAUGACCAACUUCUCCUCCAUCCAAACGAUGAACCACAGUGUAUGUCCUUUCUUGAGGAAAGGAACCAUUGGAGACUGGAAGAACCAUUUCACAGUUUCCCAGAAUGAACAGUUUGAUGAAGACUACAAGAAUAAAAUGAAGAACUCUGCUCUGUGCUUUCGCACUGAAAUUUAAGGACCUUGCCUUAAGCCUUUUUAUAAUGAGUAUGAUUUGGUUUCCUUCCACAGUCUAAUGAAACACAAGGGCUGUUUCACAUACUGUGAAUUGCUCCUAGGUGUGUGUGUGUGUGUGUAUGUGUGUGUGUGUGUUCCUGUUUUGGCAUCACAGUGAGAACAAUCACCAUCAAAUUGAGGACCAUUUGUACCAAAGUGAGGACCUUUUGCUGGUCCUCACGACC
This is a messenger RNA of Girardinichthys multiradiatus, 1240 nucleotides long. RefSeq names its product cytosolic sulfotransferase 1-like. Bases 136 to 1017 code for a protein of 293 amino acids. NCBI's taxonomy places the organism in Eukaryota, Metazoa, Chordata, Actinopteri, Cyprinodontiformes, Goodeidae. Gene Ontology annotation, cellular component: cytoplasm. The transcript is spliced from 7 exons. Gene Ontology annotation, biological process: sulfation. The record is from RefSeq and is a predicted model, not a curated record. Gene Ontology annotation, molecular function: sulfotransferase activity.